Molecule: messenger RNA, 1358 nt
Organism: Durusdinium trenchii
Lineage: Eukaryota; Dinophyceae; Suessiales; Symbiodiniaceae
Source: the annotation of a GenBank genome assembly
AUGCCGCUGCCUUCCUUAAUAGAACUUUGCCAGCAACUGAGGAAGAAGUUGCAGCUUAAGGGGACAGAGAUCCUAGAGAUGAUCGGAAGCUCCGGUGAGAAGCUGUGCCUUCGCAAGUACGAUUUGCAAGACCCGCAGAAGCUGAUCCAGUUUCUCCUUGAUGCAAAGAUUGGAUUAAUUCGCUUGGAGUACUUGGAAGAGCUGCUUUCCACAGGCCGAAGGCUUCCUCGCAGACAAGAAGCUGAUGGCGAAGUCACGGCUGCAGGCCUUCCGGCACUUGUUUUACCAUCGGAGCUGCAGAAGGUGGAGAUUGAUCCAAUUGGCAAUAUGAGCAUUUGUGUCAAAGAUCCCUCGCCACAUAGAGUGACUGUGGUGAUAGAGUCCAUCUCUCACGCUUGGGAGAGCAUGGAGCAUCCAGAUCCGCAUGGGUUUCAACUGGACCAGAUCAUCCAGAUGUGUCCUCCUGUCACCUCCACUCGUUCAGUUUGGCUGUUCUAUGAUUUCACUUCCUUGUAUCAGUACGGUGGCCGAACUCCACAACAGAAAAGGUACUUCAAGCAGGCUUUGGACCAGAUGCACACCCUCUACGCCCAUGAAGCCAUCAAAGUCCGAAUUCUGGACGAGCUCACUCCUGAGACGUGGAAACAUCCAGGAACGGUGAUGGCUUUCUCGGAUCAGGCAGGCGGUGUCAUUGCCGUCUCCAUUGACCAGCUUACAGCGAAUAGCAUCCCUUACCUGCUGAGAGGGUGGUGCCAAGCUGAACGCCAAUGGUCCCGGCUUCGGAUCUCGUUAGAAGCCUGUGUUCCCAUGCCGCCAGACCUCUUCCGUCGCAAGAUGGAGGAACAGGGGCUUCGUUUCACCCACCAUGAUGACAAAGAGGCCGUGUUGAAGCUUCAAGCUCAGGUCUUCACAGAAAAAGUGCGGACCACUAAACAGCUGAUGGCAGAAAACUUGGAUGAAGAGGCUCUCAACACUCUUUGUGCCGCUUUGCCGUUCUAUGUCGACCUGGAUGAGAUUGUGGUGAAUGGCAACGUAUUGCCAAGGAAUGCAGCUGUGGCAGUUGCCAAUACCAAUGCUCGCUCCUUUCAGAUGGAGUCCUGCGGGCUCAAAGAUGAAGAUGUAGAGGUCAUUGUGGCCAGCUUGCUUCAUUGCAACAAGGUAGAGGAACUCAGGCUCGCGCGUAACGACAUCGGGCACAGAGGCCUCCAAGCCUUACGAGAGUUGAGGAAAGCGAAGCCGGAUUUGUACAUCGAUGUACAGCUCGAUGACCAAGAAGCACGAGAUGGAUAUUCUCUGAAUGCUUCCACCGAGAUGACCCCAGAAACGGCGAAUUAAGGCGCGGCGUCGGAGUUAGGUGC